AUGACCAAGUGGUAUCCUAAGCAUGGCCAAGGUCCUCUGAAAUAUGCUGAUAUGGUAGCUGUGGCUCCUCUACUGGUCAACAAUACAGAGAGAAUGCCAAACUUAAAGGAGAUCCAAACUUUUCAACAUAGACACUUCUUGCCUUCUUCUCAAGAACAUCCUCCCAGUCAAGUUGGUUUCAUCUUGACUAUGUCUCAACAUCACUGGGUGGCUAUCUUUGACUAUAGCCACCAAACCGCCCACAUUCUAGGACAUCACAUCACUUCCAUGACUCCAUCUGCAAUCAAUUCACACAGCAAUUGGGAGAAAUUAUAUGGUCCAUCACAUUGGAAAAAGUUGGCUAUGCUGCAUGGCUGGCCUCAUGGAGAUGUUGCUGCUGUUCAUGUUCAUGAAUACUCCAGAUUCUAUCUGCAGCAUACACAGAACUGUGAUUGUGGUGCAAUCUCAUGUGCUAUAUUAGAGCAUUUUCUGGAGGAAGGACUCAGCUAUCAUCUUGAUGGAAGUUUGCAGCUUCCACUUAUACCAUGUGGACACACCAUCCGUCUUAGAAUCUUAGAAAUGGUGAAACUCAGCUGCAGACGCCAGUGGAGCCAUUAUCUCUAUCUUGGAACCAGUCUUCCAAAUGAUUGGGACCAUACAGAUCAUAUCUCUCCAGAAGUCUUGGCAACCAGAUUACAACAACCCCAGCAGAUGGCCCAUGGUCACCAGGCUAUUGUCACUCAACUUGCCACUAUGCUAUAUAACUGCCCCAACUGUAGACCAAAACUGGUUCAAACUCAGGCUCUAGCAACUAUCUCAUUGGAUCAUCCAACACCAGAGGAUCCUGAUCCUGAAGAUAAUAAUCCCAUCACACAUCUAAUUCUGAGCAGCCAAAUGACACAAAAUCUGAAGCAGCUCUUGGAUUUUCACUCCUUGACCAACGGCACUCACUUUCGUGAUACUACCACUAUGCCAUCCAAAUGGCAGCCUUUUGAUGGAACAUUUGAUCAAUAUUUGGGUGGACCUACUCUAGAGUCUAUGCAGCCUAUCAUGGAUGCUGGAGAAAUAUGGUCUACAUCAAAAAGUGCAUGGAUUAGUGGAUUAGGAUCUGCAAUGCUUUUCAGAGACUAUGGCUACAGAAUUCUGCCUAGCUUCUCUCAGAUGUUUUGGUUGGGCCCUCCAGUGGAUACCUUGGAUUGUAUGAUGAGAAUUGGGGUAUCUGACACAUAUGAUCCCAGCUGGCAAGUUGGUCAUUGGAGAGCAAAAGGCCAUAGUCUGUCUAGAAGCUCUAUGUUUCCUGAUGAGAGAAGAAUAGUUCCAAGUGAUGUUAGGAUCAUGGCUGCAUCCGAAAUGUUGCUAGAUGCCCAAAGGCUAGCUUCAGAGAAGAAAGGAGUAUAUGAGACUUUAUUUGUUUAUGGAGCUCAUCCCAUUGGAGGUCAAAGAAUCGUAUUGGAUCUAGAGCUGGACAUGGAUGUUCCAGAUGAAAUCACUGUUUCAGUGGACAUUGACAGCUACAUCUGGGUUACUUCAGACUUUUGCCCAGCCCUCAGCUUAGGAAUCUACUUGGCACCUGUUAUCGAUCAUCAAGCUCCUAUCCACAAGCACAAUCAUAUUUAUGCAGACAUUCUCAUUCCUCAAAGUGCUGAUGACCAGGGUCCGGAUGGUACUGGAAGACAAGAGUGGUGGACCAAGUCUGUUCCUUUGAGCUCCAUACCUCAUGUGCCAUUUGGAAUGCUGAGCACAGCAAAUCAUGCCUCCAAUCUUCUGCUAUUCUUUCCCCGAAUGAUCCACAAUCGCACCAACUCAUCUCUCAAGGCCACCAGGAUUCCUCUUGAUGUCAUUGAUUUAUUCUGGAAUGAGGUGGUCCUGCCUUCUAUAUCUCAAGAGGCACCAAAUUCUUCUCUGCCCUAUGUGGAUACCACUGUGCAUGAGAUCAGAUAUAAAUCAAGAAAAGGUGGAUCUGGUCAGCCUGGAAGCCAAAGACCCAAAGCUACUCCUGUCUCCAAGGUGGCAUUCCAAAGGAUUCAAAGAAGCAUGAGGACUAGGGUCAAAGAUCAAGCAAUGUUGGCACCAUAUGGAUCCUUCUUCUUUGUCUUAGAAGGCAAAGGCAUCAAACUAUGGACCAAGGAUGGCCAGGAUGGCAGAUAUGACUCUCCAUAUGAAGCUUUGAAAAAAAACUUCACAAACUUGGACUGGGAUUACAUGAUGGAUAGAAAUCAUGGAGAACUGUACUUGGAUGUAGGGAUCAGCUUCAAUCCCACUGGUCAGUUGGUGGGUCUUUGGAGGCUUGAUGCUUUGAAAGCUUCUUUUCAGAAAGGAGGAUUUAGAAAAGGUAUCACUCAUCACACCAACACUUUGGGAAGAUAUGGAGGAAUUCAGGCAGAAAUGCUCUUGGCCAAUGCAAGAUCUAGCCAGACCUGCUUCCGAUCAGCUUACCAGCUGUGCUAUGAGGCUAUCAGACCUAAUAACAAUCGACCCAAGUGCAUUUCUGAUAGGGAUGGCUAUCAUCUUACAGAUGGAUACCUUAAAGAAUGCCAAUGGAUGCAUGAAAUCUACAGUGGAGGUGCUUCUCAAAGAGCUUAUGGAUGUAGAGAUGAGUAUAGAAUGAGUGGACAGGCUGCUUUGAAGGUGCUUCCCUAUUUAAAAGAGCAGGCUGAAGCUUUUCUGAAAUCUCAACCUAUCCUUUGGAUCCCUUCUCAUAUUUGGUUUGGCCUCAUGGAUGCCAGACUGGAAGGCUUGAGAUAUGCUCAAAAAUCUCUGAAGACACACAAACCCCUCAACUAUGGUAUUCAAACCAGCAUCUUGUGUCAUCUCCUGAGAUCUUUGACUUCCACUCCUAUUGUGAUGGAUGCCCAUCUGAGGCAGGCCCUCCAAAGUCUAGAUGUUGAAAGAAUUUGUGAUCAUAAUGGCAUGCUCUUUCUUUAUGAUAUGGAAGACAAGAUCAUCAAAGAAGACAGUGCUCAGAUUCAUAAAAUCAUGGGUGCCAAUGUCAAAAGCCAUCCCAAAUCCUUUGCUUUACAAAAUCCUACGACGAUCUCUGAUGACUGGCCUAUUGGUUCACAACCUAGCUGGAAAGAUGUGGUGCAGAUGAUUGAAGAACAUCCUCAACUUCUAAUAAGGCCUUGGAUUUAUAAUCCAAUCUGGGAUCCAGGAGAUAUGGAUGUUGGCAUGCUAUUCAUCCAGUUCACCAGGGAGUUUUGGUUGCAGCUAGGUGGAGCACAGACCACCAAUGAAUUUAUGGAUGCUAUCACCAUCAAUCCCAGGAUCUGUGAUAAUCUCCAGGAAGCCAUGACCUGCUGGUCCUUGGACAGGGUAAAUCAAUGGAUUAUUUCCAUCAAAUUCCAGGCCUGCAGUGCUGGACUAGUGGGAGACAAACCUGGCCGUCCUCAUCUGUCAUUUGUCCAGAGAAGGACCACAUUUUUCCCAGAUAAAAACUCCACCCCAUCCCAGUCAUCAAAGUGGAAGAUUUAUUGGACAGAGGGAUAUAUUGCACACUAUCAUAAGAUGUGCUCUGAACUGCCAGAAACCCAGUUGCAGCAUCUUCAUGACAGACUGGAUAUAUUAUUUGCCAAUCUUCAAUGUCUUCCAGAUGCUAACAAACCCACUGCAAAAAGUCCUGGCUCUACUUGGACCCUGGCAUCUGGUGAGGACAGCAUCAAGAUAGUGACCAAUCCAGGUUUCUACAGGAUACAAAAAAUUGGAGGAAGAAAGAGGACUAUCAAAAGGCCAGCUGUGAUCAGAAGACCUCAGGAUUUCCGUCUUACCAUCAUGACCUUGCAAGGGCGGGAUCCUAGGAGAGAUAAACCAAAACAAAAAAAAAUCCAAGUAGACCGCCGCUCUACAAAGUCUAAAAGAACUAGAAAGCCACCAACCAGACACACCAAGAACACUAAUUCCAAUCAAAACUGGUCUUCAUCACAUCACACAACAGCUUCUGUGACAAGUGCCAAGAAUAAAUCCAACAAAAAACUCAAAGUAGAGCUGGAACAUCAUUCAGACACCAAUGCCUCUGAAACAAAUUCACUGCUUGACAAGAAGGAUAUUGAUGCUACAGAUGAUAAUCAAUCUGAAAUGGAUUCAUUAUUUGACUAUGAUGGAAGUGGAGAGGAAGCUGAUGAAGAGGCAGAUGACUCUGAUGUUAACAUCUAUUCAACAUAA
This is a messenger RNA of Suillus fuscotomentosus, 4137 nucleotides long. RefSeq lists its product as uncharacterized. The transcript is spliced from 3 exons. Bases 1 to 4137 code for a protein of 1378 amino acids. The record is from RefSeq and is a predicted model, not a curated record. NCBI's taxonomy places the organism in Eukaryota, Fungi, Basidiomycota, Agaricomycetes, Boletales, Suillaceae.